Lutra lutra (Eurasian river otter) is the source of this 3024-nucleotide messenger RNA. It is a transcript of the gene VPS26A, whose product is annotated as VPS26 retromer complex component A. Gene Ontology annotation, biological process: retrograde transport, endosome to Golgi; intracellular protein transport. Lineage: Eukaryota; Metazoa; Chordata; Mammalia; Carnivora; Mustelidae. The transcript has 9 exons. Gene Ontology annotation, cellular component: retromer complex; endosome. Bases 239 to 1321 code for a protein of 360 amino acids. The record is from RefSeq and is a predicted model, not a curated record.
GGGCCGCGCGCUCUACUCCGGCUCUGGCCUUAGAGCGCGCGGCGGGACUGCCAACGGCGGGCUCCGUGUCGCGGGUGGGGCGGAGGGCAACGGCAGGAGGCGGGCAGCGAGCAGGGCGGGGAGCCGGGUUAGGCCUGUCUGGUCGCCGCGGGAUCGGGGAAGGGCCGGCGGCGGCGCCGCCUCUUCCCGGUCUCCCAGAGGCCUGAGCACCUGCGGGCGGCGGCGCGCUCUCCUGGCCAUGUCGGAGGCUCUGCCCGCCUUCCUCGACCGGCUGUGGGGGCCCUGGCUGAGUCCUCGGACUCCGCCUGUGCGGGGGCUCAGCGCCGCCUCCCCUUCCAAGAGUUUUCUUGGAGGCUUUUUUGGACCCAUUUGUGAGAUCGAUGUUGUCCUUAAUGAUGGGGAGACCAGGAAAAUGGCUGAAAUGAAAACUGAAGAUGGCAAAGUAGAAAAACACUAUCUUUUCUAUGACGGAGAAUCCGUUUCAGGAAAGGUAAACCUAGCCUUUAAGCAACCUGGAAAGAGGCUAGAGCACCAAGGAAUUAGAAUUGAAUUUGUAGGUCAAAUUGAACUUUUCAAUGACAAGAGUAAUACUCAUGAAUUUGUAAACCUAGUGAAAGAACUAGCCUUGCCUGGAGAAUUGACUCAGAGCAGAAGUUAUGAUUUUGAAUUUAUGCAAGUUGAAAAGCCAUAUGAAUCUUACAUCGGUGCCAAUGUCCGCUUGAGGUAUUUUCUUAAAGUGACAAUAGUAAGAAGACUGACAGACUUGAUAAAAGAAUAUGAUCUUAUUGUUCACCAGCUUGCCACAUAUCCUGAUGUUAACAACUCGAUUAAGAUGGAAGUAGGCAUUGAAGAUUGUCUACACAUAGAAUUUGAAUAUAAUAAAUCAAAGUAUCAUCUAAAGGAUGUGAUUGUUGGAAAAAUUUACUUUUUAUUAGUAAGAAUAAAAAUCCAACAUAUGGAGUUGCAACUGAUCAAAAAAGAGAUCACAGGAAUUGGACCCAGUACCACCACAGAAACAGAAACAAUUGCUAAAUAUGAAAUAAUGGAUGGCGCACCAGUAAAAGGUGAAUCAAUCCCAAUAAGACUAUUUUUAGCAGGAUAUGAUCCAACCCCUACAAUGCGAGAUGUGAACAAAAAAUUUUCAGUAAGGUACUUUUUGAAUCUAGUCCUUGUUGAUGAGGAAGACAGAAGGUACUUCAAGCAGCAGGAGAUCAUUUUAUGGAGAAAAGCUCCUGAAAAGUUGAGGAAACAGAGAACAAACUUUCACCAGCGAUUUGAAUCACCAGAAUCACAGGCAUCUGCUGAACAGCCCGAAAUGUGAACUGAAUAGGAGAAAAAAAGAAAAGCAAAAAACUCCUAUGUCCAUUGAGAUGAAGUUCAGCUUGUUAAAGAUGGCUGCAGCUUGUGGGGGGGGGAAAGGCCAAAACUCCAUUUAUAAUAGUCUUCCUUUAUCUUACAGUGCUGCAUUUAUUUUAUGAUACAACUAAAUAUUCUUCAUGUAUAUACAUUAAAAAAAAAAGCGCUUUCUUUGAAACACUGGAACUUUCUUAAGCUGCCGUUUUUUCUUUUUUUUCUUUCCUUUUUUUUUUUAACUGCAUACUUUGACCUGAUGAUAAGCACCCAGAUAUGCAUAAACAUAAACAUUAAAGAUUUUCAUGUGAGUAGGCUGGUAUUUGUAAUUUUGCUUUUCUUCGUAAUGUUGAUUAUACUUUUCUCCUUUUUCAUGCUAACAAUUACCUCUAUUCUCUACAUGCAAAAAAUUAAAUAGUUUGUGUUCAAAUAGAAAUAGAAAAAUUGACUGGGCCUUAUAUCUGGCAAAGAUUUAAAACAUGGCAUCUCAAUAUUUUUGAGAAAUACAUUUAUGUUUCUACAUAUGUGUUUGAGAAAUACAUAUGGAGUGUUUCACUGUAGGUGCUUUCGAUUCUACCAUUCCGUGGCUUCCUGAAUUGUAUCUUCUUUGAAGUUCUGUGGUGUGAAUGUUAAAAUUUUUCCCUGAGAUUAUGUGGCAUGUCACAGUGGCCUGCUUGCUUGCCUGAUACUCUCUUCCUCCCUCCCUCCCUUCCUCUUUUCUGUUCUUUUUCUUUCAUUCUUUCUUUCCUUUCUCUCUCUCUUUCUUUUUUUGCCAUAUUAAGUAACUAUUUUGCUACUACUAUCCAGCAGGUACCACUGUAUGUUUUCUGCAAUGUAGAGUUGACUCUAUGUUGGUGUUUUAGUUACAACUAUAUAAUUUUUCUAUAACUACUUAAAAUUUUUUUUUAAUUUAAGGCAUCUUUUUACCACAUACAUACAAAUAUAAUUUUCUUGCCUUCACAAAUACUCUCUUCCCUUUCCAGGAGAAAAUUUGAGGAUGGGGAACUCAGGAGGACCUGUGAAGCACAUAGUUAUCUAGAUCUGGACAAUUUCAUGUUUGUUAAACUGGAACUUUGGCUAGUUCAAACUGAAAUGUAAUUUCACCCACUCUGUUUAAAUUUUGCUAACACUAAAUUCAAGUCAUUCAUUCAAAGUUCCAAAAGAAGGUUUCAGUCAUCUGUUCAUAUGCAUGGGGUCUGAUCUCAGAUACACUAAAUGUGGGGUGUAGGAACUAAAAUGAAGCCUGCCGUGUGAAACUACUUUCACUAAGGGUUCACUGGUUUUUGUACCAAUAUUUUUUUAUACACUUUAGCGCAAGUCUUGUCCGUUAACCUUACUUUAUGAGUAAGCUAAGUAACCCAAAUUACAUUUCUUUAAACCUGUUUACUACUAUGGCACUUUGAUAAAAUGGUCAGUAACCAACUUCAUUACCUGCAAAAGGUUCCAUGUACCAUGUGCUGGAGCAUCUAUUUUAAAUGUGGCUAUCUGUGAAUGGUAAUGUUUUCCUUCGUGUAAGUGCCUGUUCAGAGUUUCAAAAUUUAAAAAUGCCAAAUAUUUUCAUGGUCACAUGCAUGUAGUAAUCUAGGAACUAUUCGAAGAAAUUUUGGAAACCAAUUGUGUUUAACCAGCCUCAAAUUGUGCAACCAUGAUGUAUAAUAAAGGAUUUGAAAUGAU